This is a messenger RNA of Macrobrachium nipponense, 6587 nucleotides long. Its product is annotated as acyl-CoA-binding domain-containing protein 5-like. Lineage: Eukaryota; Metazoa; Arthropoda; Malacostraca; Decapoda; Palaemonidae. The record is from RefSeq and is a predicted model, not a curated record. Gene Ontology annotation, biological process: fatty acid metabolic process. Gene Ontology annotation, cellular component: cytoplasm. Gene Ontology annotation, molecular function: fatty-acyl-CoA binding.
GACCAAGAACUUGCCAAAGUUGAAGAAGAGGAAGACGAAGAAUUGGUUGUGAUGAAAGUGAUCAACUCUGUGGAAAAUACAACAACACAUACCCUGACAUUAUCGCCCAAGGUAUACAGUGACUCUGAAUCAGAUGAAGAAUAUUCUGAACCAGCUGAGAUGAGCAUAGAUUAUCUAGUAACAGAAGCCAAGAUUACAUCUCAACAGCCAGUGGAAGCUUUCAUGUCCACACCACAGCAAAAUUUUUCUGCCGAUCACUCCACUGACUCACCAGAUAGUGGUAUUAAAGUAACCACAGGUCCUUUGGUAUGUGGAGGAGGUGAUCAGAGUCACCCAGGAGGACUUCAGAUGACUCCACGAGGAUUUCAAGGUUCUCAUUAUGGCGCCUCCUCAUACGCUCCAGGCGAUAGUAGAAAUGCUGCUUCCUUUGCUCAAUCAAGCGGUCUUUCAAGAAGUUCAGGGAGCGGAGGAGGUACAGGGGAAGGAGGAGGAAGAAAAGGAAGUGGUUCCAGUGUUGCUGAAGAUGUCAAUGCACAGCUUGUAAUUUUACUGAGAAGGCUUCAGAAUGACAUGGAGAAUGUUCUACAUCGACUCAAUACCCUGGAAACGCUCACUGUAACUCAGCAUCACACACAUUGCCAUCAUUGCCAUGUCGGUAACAAUGGCUCUGUUGCUGUUCGAACUGAACGGUCAUGGUGGCCAUUCCCUGAGCUAUCGCCGCGUACCACUUUCUUCCUCUUGGUGUGGCCACUGAUUUUACAUGGGGGCAUCAAAUUUUUGCUGCUCCUCCGUUCUCGUCGAAGAAGACAAUAGCUGCAAUAGUAUAAAUGUUCUUAGGAUUAUUUUCUUUAUCAGUGUUUUUAAUGAUAAGGGUAAACAUUAAUUCUCUAAAAUUAGACUGCAACUGAAACUGUUAUUUGUCAACCUUUGUACAGGUUAGGUAUCUGUACGUUUGAGAAUGUUUGACUUUUUCCAUCCUUUACUCGAUUGUGCAGCCAGUAAGUUCUGGACAGCUACUGCGGUACUUAAGAAUUAUGGCACUUUGUUUGGGAACUGUACUUGAUAGGUAGCUCUUAUUUUUAGUAUCAUAUUAAACUUAUCAAACUUCUGAAUCAAAGUUAAAUAUCCAUGGUUGGUUGUAAGUGAAAUAUAGCAAAAUCUACAGCGAUAUCAAGUCUUGCCCAGGGUUCUUGGGGAUAUCGUUAUGUUUAUAUGUUGCAAAAAAAGAAAUGUUGCACAUUAACGACAUUGUUAAGAUAGGUUUCCAGGAAAGUGAUGUUGACAAUUUACUGAUUAAGAGAACCAGCAAACUGUGACUUUAUAAUGUUGAGGAUGGUGUAGAAGUUUCAUUAUUUGAUCCCAUAGGAGAACCUAUUCUGUAUAAAUUUCAGAAUAGUUUUUUUGUUAUAUAUUUUUAGAUUUUUGUCAAUUGUAGUGAGGAAAUAUGGGGCAAUAACUUAGAUUUCACACUUUUGUAAAGUAAUUGCUAUACAUGGAUAAUUUUACCCAUAAUCUAUUUCUGUCGUUAGAGAAUAAUAUAUGAACAUCUUUAGCAGCUCGCAUAGGUUUUCGUAAUUGAAUUUUAUUUGUUAUCACUGCAACUAGUGAAAGUCCUGUUGUUGCUGGAUGAAACAGGCUAACCAUUUACAAUAAAUUAGACUCUUUUAGCUAAGUAUACUGUAGAUACUUAGUAUUCUUAGUACAGUGUGUUGAGUAGUCUGCUUUCACAAGAAUCAUUUUAACUAUUUCCACAAUAAUAUUCUGACGGUAUAUUUUCCGGGCAAUCCAGUAGCUUGUUUUUUUAUUUGUUUUCAUUACACGACAACAAAUAGCUACAGACAAUUUUGCUAUUAUAGAUUUUUUUUAAAUAAAAAAAGGGCUGCACAUUAUCAUUAUAUGCCCAUUCUUUUUUUUUUUGCCUGAUACUUAAGUUAGAAAUGUAGGCAAUGUUUUUGCUAAUCAGUACAUUUAUUGUUUUUUUUCUUAAAUUCCUCUUAAGAUUUUAAAGUGUAAUAGAAAUUACUGCGUUUAAGUAAAACACGAUUAUGUUAUAUGUUCACAACUCGCAUUAUUGUGACCAAAUAUUACUGUUUAUUACAUUAGUGAGAGAUGGAAAUUGAUGUUAGACUUUUUAUGUCUCAUAACCAAUGAAGUUAAGUCAACUUACAAGAAUGUAGAAAUAGAAAGUACUGUGAUAAUAAAGUAUCAACCCUAUUAACAUACCGUUGAGAUGGAAACUCGUUCAUUUGCAAUGCAAUAUAGUAACAAAAACAGAUACUAGACUUAAUGGCCCUAGCAGGAUAUUCUCGACAGAUUGGGCUUAUUAGAAUUUGUUAAAAAUAUCUGCCACAAAGUUUUGUAAGUAGGAAUGCAGGAUUUUGAAUGCAAAAGACUUGUAGUCUUGUCUUCCAGCUUUUCUUAGGGCUUGUUUUUAAAGAACAUUCUUGUAUCACAAACUAGACUGCUUUGGUGUAUAGGACAGUAUUCAUGUUCAGAUAAAAACAAGGCAGAUUUCUGUGGUAUUAACCCUAAAUAUAUUCUUUAGUAAUAUGAGAAGUCUUCAUUAUAAAUUAGAAAUAGAUUUAUUAUAUUCUGUAGGAACAGAAGACUCACAGAUACAAGAGGCCCAUGUUUUAUUAGUAUCCGUAAAACUACCCUAUACAAGGAUGGUGGAGAAUUGGUUGUUUAAACUGGUUUGUAAUGCUAAGUUCUUAUCAACUUCAAACCAAAAUAGGCUUUCAGCUCCAUAUGAUUUUUCCUUUAAAUGGUUUUGGCCUCAGGUUGAUGAAUAAGGAAAUUUCUGUUUCACACUGAAUAAUGUUAUGGGUUCCAGUGCAUAGCCUUUGGUCUAAAUUAUAUUCUAUCUAUUUAUCCAGUUCUUGUUAUUUAUGUUAGACCAAUAAAUUAGUGUAAAGAUGUGAAAUAUAUAUCGAUAAGAUUACACACAUAAAAUUCUCAUUUCAUGAGUAACAAGCUAUUGAUACUCACUUCUAAUUUCGUUAUGUUUUGGUGGCUCCACCUGGUUUUUGUAUUUUGAUUCCAGUGUGAGAAACAUAUUCAUGUAUAAGAGUUACAUUUACUGACAUGCAUUUUUUAUAUUGACCAUUGGCUAUAUCUUAAAAGAGUGAAAAGUCAUGAGAUUAGAGACUAUGGUAAAAGUCUACCUUCGUCUGGCUUAUAAAAAUUGUUUCUACUCAUUCGAGUAAGGGUUUAGUCAGUUUAUUAUGGUAACUGUAGCUUAUUUGCAACCAUGGGACCAUCAUUUACUUGGUAGCAAAAUUUCAGCCCAUAACCAUGAUCAAUAUUUUGAGUUCUGUGUGUUUUAGUAGAACUAUGAAGAAUUUUUGUGAAGUUAUGAAGAGAGGAAAUGUUUUAAAAACGGAGAUGUUAUGGAUAGUGUAACAUUAUUCAAGCUAUUUUGAAUUUUCCUGGGGCCAUUUAUUAGUGAAGAAGGAUAAAUAGUCAAAGAUAGGAUAAGAAAAUUGUGAAUAUUGAGAGGUUACAAAGGCAGUGUGUGCAAAAAAAGGAAUUUGAAACAUUAAGACUUAUGUCAAUGAAAAAGUGUUGAGAUUUUGAUUAUGAACUUUGUCAAGCACAUGCAAAGUGGGCAAAUACUAUGAGCAUUACUCUUAGUAGUGGAAAGCCCAGGUGUACGUUCUGUUAUAUAUGCAAAUGGGUAAUUUUUGCAGUGUUGAUAAUUCACACUUUCAAUACCAUGUAUGGCAAAUUACCAUUGUAAUCAGGAAAUAGUUGCCAUAAACUAUAAAUAUUUAGUGUGCAGGUGAAACUUUUCUUUUGAUUAGUGUCUUAGGUAUGGUAUUGAAGUGACUGAACACAACAUGUGUGAUCACCUUACAUAGACAUCUCAUUUGAAAUUUCUCUUGUAACUGUAAGUGUGCAAUUUUAUUAGCUUAACAGUUUUGUAUAAAGUGUACUUUUACAGAAAGCUCAAAACUUAUGUGUAGACAUGAAAUGAGACAUACCAGCAUCAAAUAGUAAAAGAUCUUUUUUAGUAAGACUGUCAUAAAGGAUUUUAAAUUGGUAUUUCAAAAGGUUCCAUCCUCUGUAAGUCUUUACACACACAUGCUGUCCUCUCAUUAAACUGUCAGACAAUAUUAGCUUUAAAGGAAACAGUUUAAAAAUGUCUCAGUUAUUGCACACAAACACAUUCUGAAUAUUAAAGUUCAUUCUAACACCUCUGCCAGUCUAGCCAGCACUUUCUAGAUUCUCCCUUUCCUUCAUUCGCCCUACAUAUCUGAAUUAUGCUGCCUUUUCACCAACCUGUCCUCUUCCUUUCUGGUCACAGGACCAGACCACCUGCAAAAACUAAUUUUUUUUAUCUUUGCUCAGCUGUUUUACUGUGUCCAUUAUUUGCAUACAGUUCUUACCUUUUCAACCAUCUUUGAUACAUAUUCAUCUCAAGAGUUUCCAGCUUAUUUUCAUUCAUUUGCCUUCAAAACCCACAUUUGCCUCAUGGAAAAGAGAUUUGAUGCAACAAUCACUUAAAACAUCCCAGCUUUGCUUCCCUUGACAUUUAUCUUCCAGACUUUAUGCUGAGCUCCUGCCUUUUUUGUUUCACCUCUUUCAUCUGUACCGUUUACCUCUAUAUGUGUCUGAUUGGCUGUAUACUUUUAUUUUGCAAAUACACUUACAAUUUCUCUUUUCUUGUCUCUGUACCUCAUUCACUAUCAUGCAAUGAACUUUUAUUUCACCUUCUUAUGUGCUUCUUGCAGUCUUACUGAUUGCAUGCAGCUCAAACUCACCAUCUCUCCUACUGGUUUGCUGUCUCCUUAAUCCAUUCCCAUUUUCCCUACACUCCCUACAGGUAUCCCACAAAAUUCCUUCUUAUUAAGCUUACUUGAGCAAAUUUUUCCAUAGCCAUAUUCCACUCAGUUGUUUACUCUGAAUUAAUAUGUUAUCUAAGAAACUAUACCCCUUAAUUUUCUCUUUCAUUAUUACAUUCCCAGGACUCAAGCCUCCUUGUGUCUGUUUAUAACCCUUGCAUUCAUAUCGACUAGUACACUCAACCUUUCUCCUUCUGCGCACGUAUCCUUUCUCCAUAUCCAAACACAACUAGGCAUGAUUUGGACUUUCACAAGCAAUUGCCCUCUGCUUCCCCCUUCCCUUACACUUAUCUCUUAGCUGCACCAGACAAUCUUGUUAUCCAAUUGAAUACCAUGGCCCUUCACUUUAGUUCUGUGUCCUUAAAUUCAGCUUUUUUCUUUUCUAAGUACAUCUUUCAUGCUUCUCUUUAUGCACUUCAUCUCUGUUCAUACAGAACCUUGAGACUUAUGCCAAAUAGUCCAUCUGUUCUUUGCUAGUAAAGUAUAAGGUAUGGGGAUUAAUCCUAGUUUAUUUGUGUUAUUUUUCACAUUCCUAUGUGAUUUAGACUGUGGUAUUAGAUUCACUUAUCAAUCAAGCUUUUAAUGCCAAAUUUUCAUUUUCUGAAGUUAGAUGUGGAACGAGUUCUCACCGCUCUUUGGUCCUGUUCACUUUAUCUUAAAUUCUCAUUUGGUCGUUGCCCUUGAUAAUUUUCCUUUUUUUGCUUCCAUUACAGUAGUGUGUGGUGUUUAAGCAUAAGGAAAGCCAAAAAUACGAGGGUUGUAUGUUCUGAUAUAUGAUAAUCUAAGGAUAAUAUGAUUGUGCUGGGCAUGAACCAUUAAAAAAUAAAACCUCAGAGAUUCAGUAACAAUUCCACAGUGAUGUAGAUGUAUAGAAAAUAGUCACAUGAAUUUUAUCCUUCUCUCUGUUACUUUUUCACUCACUUUCUUAAAUAACCAGUCAUUGGCUGAAUAUUGCUAUUAGCAGGAUGACGUUUGUGAAACUGCUCUGUUUAACAGGACUUUGAUGUAUAACUACUGUGCUGUGCAGUGCGUUAAACUGUAUAGAAGGCUGGAAAUCUUGAAAUACUAAUGCUUUCUUGAUCUACCAACCGAUUAUACUUGAACAUCCCCGUUAGUCUACUGUUGCUCAUAACUGACAUAGAAACAAGAUAGUUUUAUAUAUUAACAUUUUAAACAGUUGGUACACUUUGAUUUAUAGCUGUUAAUUGAUAUAAUAAAAGGAUUACCAGUAUUACCCGCUUUCUAAUAGUUUAGUUAGAAAUGUGAUUUGUCUGCAAUUAGGUACACAGCAGUUUAAAAGAGAAAGUAUGCUGUUCUUAGAAUUAAGGAUUCAUUUUGAAAUAUUAAUAAGAGACAGAUUCAGAUCUUAGAGAGUCGUAUCUUUGCCAUCCCUUACUUUUGUGUAUUGUACUUUAGUAACUUUUAAGUUGUUAGCUAUUUUUAAACAUAUAGUAUCUAUACUCACCCAACAGAAUAUGAAUGUAAUUACUGUAUAUUUUAUGUUAUUGGGAAUUAUACAACAGAAGUUUAUUUUGUAUUUUGGGGCAAUAUAUACCUUAAGUUUCUUAGUUGUACUGUACAUGUAUCAUAUCUACUGGUAGUUGGAUACCUUAUUAUUACAAUGUAAUAUACAUGCAGAAACUUAUUUUUGUAUUCACGAAAAAGACAAGUUACAUUGCCUGAAAUUAGGUGUCGCACAUUAUAUCAUGAGCAACAAUAAACAUUGUUGACUUUUUAUCAAAA